CCAUCAUCCCCACAUUCUUGAUCCUUGGUGCUCGGCCAUUCACGAUUGCUCGUCAAGGAUACGCAUCCACCGCCUGCCUUCGCCCGAUCCCGUGAACGCAUCAGACGCGUGCAGAGGAGCACUGACUCUGCCUCGACCCACGUUCUUGCAGUAUCCGUUAAUUGUAAAACAAACGCCACCUUCGAGAAUCGUCCCAUUCCUGCGGCCGUGUGGUCGUCAGUCACAGUACUUGCCAACGCUCCGUCUUUCAGACGAAGUCAGAGCUCUGCAAGUCAUUGCCUUGGAAAGCUGAGAAGCUACUGUUCCUGCGCGUGUGUCAGCUUGCCGCCGCCGUAUAGGCAACAAUGACGGGUGCACAAGAUACGGGACAGGCAGCAGCAGACAAUGCUGCGCCUAUGAGUGGUAAUUACCCCAAGGCGCCCACUUCUGCCCAAGCAAAGGCUCAAGGAGGAGAAGCCGUGCAGAAACCUGAAGAUCAUUGCUCGAUCACUGAGGUCUCCAAGUCGGUGGGGACGCAAUCGUCGACGCCAAUAACAACGAAGGGACCGCGCCCUGUUUCUUCCUCUUCUGUUCGACCACAAGUCUUGUCCUCAAGCACUUCUCCACCGACUAAGAUAGCUUCGGCUGAUGCACAGAGCGCUCAUCAAGUUGCACCAAAGACUCCGCAAUUUGCUAGCUCGAGCGGAGGCACAAGCCGCGAAGUACAAGCGGGUCCCUCCACGAGGCUUCUAGCGUCCGAGCUUUCUCCUGCCACACCGGCUACCGCAUCUGCCCCCGCACGACCAGCUUCGUUCUACUCCUCUACAUCCUAUGGCGAGCCUUUGGCGCCUCCAGCGUCCAUCAAGACAUCAGCAAGUGCUCAUCUCGAUGGUGUCGGAGACGCGGACAGCGAAGAUGCUCCCAGCAAACAGAUUGACGAGGAGCCAGAUAGCGUCAACCAUGCGUCCGCACGUGGCUCAGGCAGACCGCGCGGGCGUCCUCGAGGGUCCACAUCGAGAGCGCGUCCCGGAGGCAGUCGCGCGCGUGGUCGCCCCCGCACGCAGACUUCGAGGCAAGGUCAGACUUUUGACGAUGUCGAUCAGGGCCACGCUAGUUCUGCUUCUACGCCUACAUCGUACCGCAUACAAAGGGCUGGCGCUGCCGCUAUUGAUGCAGCCGCAGCCAAGUUGGCACGCAUUGAGCCCACUUUCAUAACGUCGCGCGACUUCGCUCCACAACUCAAUGGCGACCGUACGGAGGAUAGUGACCCACACUAUCAAGCGCCGAAAGAGGGUGGAAUGAAGAGGAGGAACAAGGACGACGAGCUGCCAAAUGGGAAGGACGGCUCUUCUGAUGCUUCUGCUCUCAGCACAGCACACGUGAAAGGUGAUCCGGCAAUGCACCCCACUCGGAAGGCUGCUCUGCGCAUCGUGCAGCAGGGUACUUUGCCGCCCCUGCCUUUCAACAAUGCCAAAGUUGAAGACGGACAGAGUGAGGCAUACGCAGGCACCUCAACGAUACCCACGCACUUCAGCACUCCACGCCACCCGCCUCCACGCCAACGAGAACGACUGUUCGAGCUGGAAGACGCGCCCACAUUUUACCCCACCUGGCAGGAUUUUGCAGAUCCUAUGCGAUACAUCGAAUGGGUUGCCUCUCCAGAUGGAGGACGUGGCAAAGAGUAUGGUAUAGUCAAAAUUGUCCCCCCCCAAGGCUGGAACCCAGAAUUUGCGCUUGACCAGGAGCUUUUCUCCUUUCGCACCCGUGUGCAGCGACUGAAUUCGCUGAGCGCUGACGCGCGAGCAUCGCUCAACUACCAGGAGCAGCUGCAGAAGUUCCACGCGCAGCAAGGACAUGCGCGCGUGUCCAUUCCAAUCGUGGACCGGCGACCCGUGGAUCUGUAUAGCCUUAAAUUAAUCGUUGCGGAAUUGGGGGGUCCUGAGAGCGUGGUCAGGAAUCGGAAGUGGUCAGACGUCACGCGCAAGCUAGGCUACGCCGAUAGCGAUGCCAAUCAUCUCGCUGCGCAAGUCAAAGCAGCCUACUACAAGAUCAUUCAUCCGUUCGAGAAAUUUUUGCUGUCAGCGAAGGAGCAAGUGCGGCAAGCUUCCAACAACACUUCUCCCGCAGGAGUUCCAAGCACAGCUUCAGCAAUCGCAGCACUGAAUAUUCGCAGCACACCGCUGCCUACUUCUCAACAGAACCAGACGGAUUCUCCCUCCGCCCAAAGUGCGCACCCUACAGACGGCCAGAGCACUUUGACUUGGGCCGAGCUCACACCUGCCGAAAGGGAGCUUUGGGCAAUCGAAGAUGCGGAUGCCGCGAGCUCGAGCAAGCGGCGCAGCACAAGACGUCGUACAGAUUACACUGCCGUUGCUGGGCUCAAAAGCUCUACCAAUGCCAAGAGCACACGUAGAAAGAAGAGCACAGGCGCAGGUGGUAUGAGCCGAGCUGAACACCAGGCAGCAGAGGAGGAUCUGAUCCUACUUCCAGGCGCAGAAGAACAAAUGUGUGAAAUUUGUCUGCGCGGAGACGACGGCAUGGAGAUGCUGUUGUGUGACGAGUGCAACAGAGGCUACCACAUGUACUGCCUCGAUCCCCCCUUGACUUCGGUGCCAAAGUCCCAGUGGUUCUGCCCACCUUGCCUGGUGGGCACUGGUAAUGACUUUGGCUUCGACGACGGAGAGACGCAUACACUGCACUCAUUUUGGAAACGCGCCGACGCAUUUCGAUCCGACUGGUGGGCUAAACGAUCGGGCGCAAUCUGGAAGCCUGCAGCAGAACCAGAACGCGAAAGAUCAGUCACAGACAUGUUCAUCGAUGACGUCGAUGCUGCCAAGCCUGGCCCCUUGUCGAAUGGUCUCACGCGACCAAUCGCGGGCACUGAUCUGCGUGUAGCGGAAGAUGACGUCGAGCGCGAGUUCUGGCGACUCAUAGAAGACCCUAACGAGACCGUCGAAGUCGAAUAUGGCGCAGAUAUUCACUCCACCACUCAUGGCAGUGCGCUACCAACACUCGAGACUUGCCCGCUCAGCUCAUAUGCGCGGGACGGAUGGAACCUGAACAAUCUUCCAAUCUUGUCUGGCUCGCUCUUGAGGUACAUCAAGUCCGACAUUUCCGGUAUGACUGUGCCUUGGAUCUACGUCGGAAUGAUGUUCUCGACGUUUUGUUGGCACAACGAGGAUCACUAUACCUACUCGAUCAACUAUCAGCACUGGGGUGACACGAAGACCUGGUAUGGUAUACCCGGAGUCGAUGCUCAGAAAUUUGAGGAAGCCAUGCGUCGAGCCGCUCCAGAUCUUUUCGAAACUUCACCUGAUCUUCUGUUCCAACUUGUCACCAUGAUGAGUCCAGCAAAGCUCAAGCGCGAAGGAGUGAGGGUCUAUGCUUGCGACCAACGCGCCAAUGAGCUGGUUAUCACCUUUCCCAAGGCGUACCACUCCGGUUUCAACCAAGGUUUCAAUCUCAAUGAAGCUGUCAACUUUGCGCUACCGGACUGGUUGGACCGCGAUCUCGAAUGCGUGCAGCGUUACCAGCGCUUCAGCAAACAGCCAGUCUUCUCGCACGAUGAGCUAGUCGUAACAAUCUAUCAACAUAGCCAGGUCACGGAGACGGCCAUGUGGCUGCACUCAGCCUUCGCGGAGGUCGUCAACCGUGAAGUGUCAGGUCGCAAGGCUUUGCGUGACCGCCUUGUCAUGCUUGAAGAAGAAGUCUACGAUAGAGAUAGACCUGAGAAGGAUACGCAGUGCACCCAUUGCAAGUGUUUCUGCUACCUAGCUCAGGUGACUGCUGAGGGCACUACUAGUAUUGCCUGUCUAGACCACGUCGAAGAGGUCCAUGGCAGUGACGUCACCGAAAAGCGGUUGCUGCGCAUGAGAUUCUCUGAUGACAAUCUAGAGAGCAUGCUGGUCAAAGUCAGCGAGCGAGCUGAAGCUCCACGCCAAUGGGAGAAGCGGUUCAAGAAGCUGCUGAGGUCUCAUGCUCGCCCACCGCUGAAAUCCCUGCGCAACAUUUUGGCCGAAGGUGAGCGUUUGCCCUUCGCGGUGCGCCAAGUAGAAGAACUGCGUGACUUUAUCGAGCAAGCGCAAGAAUGGGUCGACAGCGCGACUGCCAUCAUCACUCGCAAAGGAAAGCGUCAGAGUACAAUGAUGGGCUCCAUAGGCGGGCCGCCUUCGCUUACGACUCGUCGAGCCUCAAGAGCGGUCGUGAAAGCCAGCGCCAGCCCAGACCAUCGCUCGCUCGGCGAGGGCAAGGACGAUGCUAGCAGGGAUACGGACGGGCCCCCAUCUCCUGAAGCGGUGUACACGUUGCUUGAAGAGUCCAUCGCUCUGCCCUUCGACGCUCCGGAAAUCAGCCAGCUUCGCGACCUCGUGUCUCAAUUUGCGCGAAUUCGCGGUGAUGCCACUGUGCUUGUCAAAAGGGACACGGAUACGCCUGACGAUCCCGAGGAGCCUCCUAUGGAUGCGAUACAGGCGAUGUUGGACGAAGGCGAAUCAAUCAACGUAGCCUUACCCGAGCUACAAGAGCUAAGUCGUAUCAAGCUCGUCAGACAAUGGUUCAAGGAGAUGGACGAAAUUCACGCAAAUUUCAUCAAUCUGGAUGAGGUGGAGGAGUUGCUGGCAGAAGCAGCGGAAGGGCGAAUUCCUGAGACGCAAGCCUACCAUGCGGAUCUCCUUCGCCGUCGAGAGCUUGGACGCGAAUGGAAAGCUUUCGCCCUCCACGUCUUGGAUGGCACAGAGCCCAUUCGCCAGCGAGAUUUGGAGCAUCUCACGACGACUUCAAAUGAAGUAGCUGUGGUGCCUGAGCUUCAUCAGCGAGCUGAGGCUCUCCUCAAGAAAGCUCGCGAGUACCAAAAGCUAGUAGAGACGGUCUUCGAGGGGAUGGCGGAGCCUAGGCCUGGCCACGCUGUUCCCAUCGGAAACCUUGAUCAGCUACCCGAGGCCCGAAGAGUCGUCAAGCUGAUCAAGACUGCCCGGUUACACAUUGGCGGAGCGCGCGUUCUUGCCGAAGGCAUCGACCUGUACGACGAGUGGAACGAGCGCUUGCAAGAUUUGUUGGAAACGACGUUCGCACAGAAGCGCGCUAUGAGUCCCGAAUCUACUUCAGCUCAGCUUGAUCAGUUCUUCAAACAGAUCCAUGAAAGCACCGAGCUGGACGAUGAGGUACCCCCUGAAUCCGGUUUCGCUGCGACUCAGCGACAAUGCGUCUGCCGGACCACCGAAGACAUCAAUGGGCCCGACACAGUACAAUGCGAGGAAUGCAUGUCGAAAUAUCAUUUGGAAUGCCUCAAAAUGGAGGCGAAAGAGAUUCCAAAACACAAAUCCUGGUUUUGUCCGGUUUGUCAGCCACAAAAGUUGCCCAAGCUUCUGGCACAGCGCCGUGCGAUCAGUCUGCGAGACGUCACUGCGCUUGCAUGCGAUGCUCGCUACGAGCCGCACUGCUUCCAAUUCCCUCCCAAAGAUCUUCUCGCGUUUGGUGAAGCGGAACAGAGAGCUACGCGUCUUCAUCGCAUCGCGUACGAUUUUUUGGUCCCAAAGCCCGCUCCCACGUAUCGCCCAAACGAGCUCAUGUUUCGACACAUCCUUCGAAAGGCGAUUGGGUGUCCAGUGGAUCCGCCGGCGCCCAACGGUGCGCCGACUGUUGCAAUCAUUUCUCAGGUCCUCUUCAAUCUGCACGGACUCGACGGUCAGGGGAAUCCCGUACCUGGAAUCAUUCCACGCCCGAAUAUCUCAGUGCUGAAGACGGGCCGAUAUGCUGGCUCUCCAACUAGUCGGCCGGCCCACCCUGUCUAUGGCGCCAGGACUUUGCCCUCCAACCAGUCCACAUCAGCCUCGCCCAGUGCGGCCCGGCCGAACAGUGGCGUUACGACUUCACACGCUGCACCACAAGCCACGCAUACUUCUCGCGAGCCCACUCAUGCGCUCAAUGCUAGUGGCUCGACUGCGAAAGACGCACCGAGUCUUGGCCAAUCGGCCUCCGCAGCGCACGAACACCCGCCAUCCUUCGACGACGACAUGCCUGCGCCAUUCUCUGGACUCGACGAUGUACCUGCGCCCCUAGCUGGCGACGGUGAUGAUUCUGCGCCUGUUCCCGGCGAGGAGGCCAAAAGUGCUGAACCAGAAUACAUUGACCCACGGAAGCGCAAGCGCGGAAAGCGUGCCAAGCUCAUUUUCGCUGAAGAGGUUGGCAGCUAUGUGCCCAUCAAUGGCGAGCGGGUUUACUGCAUAUGCAAGAAGGCAGAAUCCGGUGCUAUGAUCUCGUGCGACCGCUGUAUGGCAUGGUACCAUUGUAAUUGCGUCUUCGUAGACGACAGCGCCGACUUGCCGGAGGGCAAAUGGCUCUGUCCCCUCUGCUGCGUCAAGACGGAGCGCAAGUAUCCGCACGCGGAAGUCAAAGUACGAGAAAGUGGAGUCACAGAUCCCAAUCUGUUCCUCGAUGUUCGAGCCACCCUGCGCUCACAAAAGCGGCCCAUCAGCAAAUUCCAAGUCUGGAGCACGGUCAGCGAGUCCAGGCGCCUCGUUCUGCACCUUGAGAGCUGGUAUCCGGCCGUCGCUGUGGAUCACCAAGCUGAGCCUGCAGCAAAGAAAGCACGCAGGACAUUCGUGCGCGCUCCGGGACCUGCCUCUGCCAGCACUGCAGAGCUGUGGGCAGCACAUGGAUCGCCUGGCCAUGCCGAAGCACAGCUCCCCGAAACGCACACCCCAUUGCAGUAUCCCCCACCUUCUCAUCGGGGAAAUGAGGCUCAUUUGUCUGGCGCGCCUUCUGAUUUUGGGUUUGGUGCAGCACAUCAUCAUGCAGGGGGCAACGCGGUGCCGAUGCACCUUCAGCGCGGUUACGAGCAAGGAUCGAUGCUUGACCGACAGCCGGACAUGCAUCCUACACCGCUGCCUCUGCCAAUACCUGGCGACUCACGCUCAGCACACCUCGUCGCGGACCCUGCCUUGCGCGAGGCACAAAUGCGUGCUGAGCGCGAAGCACAGGCUCAGCGUGAGGCGAAGGAGCGGCAUAGGGCAGGCAUGGCCAAUCUUUACAGUCGCGGAGUAACGGACGCAAUGAUCGAGAAGUGGUACGUUGGCUGGAGCGGCAAGAACUUGGUGUAUCCCAGGUACGACGAAUUUGGAAACCUCACCGAAAUGGAUCUCGGGACGCACAUCGUUCUAGCACCCGACGAUCAGGAUGGCACGAAGUUUAUGGAGCGGCUUUUAGAAAAUGAAGUACGCGCUGCCCGUGACGCUCGUGAGCGAGCUCGCCACGAGGAGCAUAGUGCUCUACAAGAUUCGCAAGGCUGGGCAAGACCACGUAGUGUGUCGCGGGCGCCGGUUGAUCACGAUCUCCAAGUGUGGUCACGCAGAGAGGGUUCGACCCAGUCACCUGGAGUGGUUCAUCCGGGACUUCCGCCUGUCCGCCGUCCAUCACACGAGUCUACUGCAAUUUCCUCGCCAAGGCAGCGCCCGAAUGCAUUGAGACCUCCUCCGCCAAUGAUGCAGCGCGCUAUGCCGUACGAGCCUUCCCCUAGAAGCAGCCUUCGGGCGCUACCACCUCCACCUCCUCGGCGUGACCCAACUCGAUCCCCUUCCCAGGCACCCUCCUUGCCUCGUACACUACACGGUGUCAUUUCUCAAGCACCACCUCUUCCUUCCUCCGCUCAAUCCCUGAUGCAAGGGUCAAACCAGAUCCCUUCGGAGAGCUACGGGUCUCCCGCCUUGCCUCCAUUGUCCACUGGAGAUCUCAGCGGCGACCCUCGAACAGGGCGUUCCUCUUUGCCCCCGCCCCUCCUGCCACCUACUUCCAAUCAAGAGCCUCAACAUUAGUGCUGGGACCGUUGCAUUGGCGAUCGCCACCUGCUUCGACCACCCGGCAGAGCCUUCGAGACAUUUCCUCCGGCUUGUACCAGCACACAUUGAUUGGCCUGAGAAGCUUGUAUUGUACGAAAAGCACUGCAAUUACAUUUGCGAAGUGAAAUUGAACAAGUCU
Molecule: messenger RNA, 7950 nt
Organism: Ceraceosorus guamensis
Lineage: Eukaryota; Fungi; Basidiomycota; Exobasidiomycetes; Ceraceosorales; Ceraceosoraceae
Exons: 9
Coding region: 345-7787 (2480 amino acids)
Biological process (GO): chromatin remodeling
Cellular component (GO): nucleus
Molecular function (GO): histone demethylase activity; DNA binding
Source: RefSeq, a predicted model, not a curated record